CUGCAACCGCCCGCCCCUCUUCCCAGCAGCUAGCUGGCCAGCUCAACCACGAGCGGAGGAGAAGGCUCUGGAAUCCACAGGAGGCCGCGCCUGCGCUCGCGAAACCGAGCAAGAAGAGCGCGCCGUUGGGAUCGGAGCGCACGAACGAUUGCGAAGGCCCUGGAACCCUCCCCUCCGUCGCCAUCCAUCAGCUACCACCGCCUCGCGCUGCUCUUCGUCCCUAUAAAGGCAACCACUUGUUCGUCCCCCCUGUCAAUCGAGACAAGAGAGCAAGCAUCAUCCAUAACGUUCUAGCAGCAACUGACACCUUCGUUUCCCCAAGUCGAGCAGAGGCAGAGCGAUCAGCCAUGGCGGCGGCCGACGUGCACAUGGCCGGGGGCGCAGAGACGGAGACCUUCGCGUUCCAGGCCGAGAUCAACCAGCUGCUCUCCCUCAUCAUCAACACCUUCUACUCCAACAAGGAGAUCUUCCUGCGGGAGCUCAUCUCAAACUCAUCAGAUGCGCUUGACAAGAUACGGUUCGAGAGCCUGACGGACAAGAGCAAGCUGGACGCCCAGCCCGAGCUCUUCAUCCGCCUGGUGCCCGACAAGGCCUCCAAGACGCUCUCCAUCAUCGACUCCGGCGUGGGCAUGACCAAGUCCGACCUCGUCAACAACCUCGGCACCAUCGCGCGCUCCGGCACCAAGGAGUUCAUGGAGGCGCUGGCGGCCGGCGCCACCGACGUGUCCAUGAUCGGCCAGUUCGGCGUGGGGUUCUACUCCGCCUACCUCGUCGCCGACAAGGUCGUCGUCACCACCAAGCACAACGACGACGAGCAGUACAUCUGGGAGUCGCAGGCGGGCGGGUCCUUCACCGUCACGCUCGACACCACCGGCGAGCGCCUCGGCCGGGGCACCAAGAUCACGCUCUUCCUCAAGGACGACCAGCUCGAGUACCUGGAGGAGCGCCGCCUCAAGGACCUCGUCAAGAAGCACUCGGAGUUCAUCAGCUACCCCAUCUACCUCUGGACGGAGAAGACCACGGAGAAGGAGAUCAGCGACGACGAGGACGAGGAGAAGGAUGACAAAGAGGAGGGUGAUGUCGAGGAGGUCGACGACGACGGUGACAAGGGUGGCAAAGACAAGAAGAAGAAGAAGGUGAAGGAGGUGACCCACGAGUGGGUGCAGAUCAACAAGCAGAAGCCCAUCUGGCUGCGCAAGCCCGAGGAGAUCACGCGCGAGGAGUACGCCUCCUUCUACAAGUCCCUCACCAACGACUGGGAGGACCACCUUGCCGUGAAGCACUUCUCGGUGGAGGGGCAGCUGGAGUUCAAGGCCAUCCUCUUCGUGCCCCGCCGCGCGCCCUUCGACCUCUUCGACACCCGCAAGAAGCUCAACAACAUCAAGCUCUACGUGCGCCGCGUUUUCAUCAUGGACAACUGCGAGGAGCUCAUCCCGGAGUGGCUCGGCUUCGUCAAGGGCGUCGUCGACUCGGACGACCUGCCGCUCAACAUCUCCCGGGAGACGCUGCAGCAGAACAAGAUCCUCAAGGUCAUCCGCAAGAACCUCGUCAAGAAGUGCAUCGAGAUGUUCUUCGAGAUCGCCGAGAACAAGGAGGACUACGCCAAGUUCUACGACGCCUUCUCCAAGAACCUCAAGCUGGGCAUCCACGAGGACUCGCAGAACCGCGCCAAGCUCGCCGACCUCCUCCGCUACCACUCCACCAAGAGCGGCGACGAGAUGACGUCGCUCAAGGACUACGUCACGCGCAUGAAGGAGGGGCAGAAGGACAUCUACUACAUCACCGGCGAGAGCCGGAAGGCCGUGGAGAACUCGCCGUUCCUGGAGCGCCUCAAGAAGAAGGGCUACGAGGUGCUCUUCAUGGUGGACGCCAUCGACGAGUACGCCGUGGGCCAGCUCAAGGAGUACGACGGAAAGAAGCUGGUGUCGGCCACCAAGGAGGGCCUCAAGCUGGACGAGGAGACGGAGGAGGAGAAGAAGCGCCGCGAGGAGCGCAAGAGGCAGUUCGAGGACCUGUGCAAGGUGAUCAAGGACAUCCUGGGCGACCGCGUGGAGAAGGUGGUCGUGUCGGACCGCAUCGUCGACUCGCCGUGCUGCUUGGUCACCGGCGAGUACGGGUGGACGGCCAACAUGGAGCGGAUCAUGAAGGCGCAGGCGCUGCGCGACAGCAGCAUGGGCGCCUACAUGUCCUCCAAGAAGACCAUGGAGAUCAACCCGGACAACGGCAUCAUGGAGGAGCUCAGGAAGCGCGCCGAGGCCGACAAGAACGACAAGUCCGUCAAGGACCUCGUCAUGCUGCUCUUCGAGACGGCGUUGCUCACAUCGGGGUUCAGCCUCGACGACCCCAACACGUUCGCCGCCAGGAUCCACCGGAUGCUCAAGCUCGGCCUCAACAUCGACGAGGACGACGCCGCCGGGGACGAGGACGCCGACAUGCCCGCCCUCGACGACGGCGCUGCCGAGGAGAGCAAGAUGGAGGAGGUCGACUGAGCGAGCGAGUAGUGAGGCCACGCCAUGAGGACCGACCCUUCCAGUUCGAGGUUGCCUUCGAUCCGGUUGCUGGUGUGUUCAUUUUAGUAAUGAGUCGUGUCAGUUGGUGUAUCCAGCAAGCCAGUCAGUAGUGCAUGUCCUUGUAAUGCAUGCAUUCUGAGGCGUCGUGUUAGUACGUGUUCUACUCCUAGUAGUACUCACCUACUAUGCCAAUGUUGUCGUUGUGACCAGAGUGCCAAGCUUGUGCAGUCUUGGAUGUCACACUUCGGAUGGUCAUGCAUUGUCUCUUGUGGUCGUGGCAUGAUGAGAAAUAUAAAGGGGUUUUUUCUUUAUA
Messenger RNA from Panicum virgatum (switchgrass), 2823 nucleotides. RefSeq names its product heat shock protein 82. Gene Ontology annotation, cellular component: protein-containing complex; cytosol; perinuclear region of cytoplasm. Gene Ontology annotation, biological process: protein folding; protein stabilization; cellular response to heat. The transcript is spliced from 2 exons. NCBI's taxonomy places the organism in Eukaryota, Viridiplantae, Streptophyta, Magnoliopsida, Poales, Poaceae. Gene Ontology annotation, molecular function: ATP binding; ATP-dependent protein folding chaperone; ATP hydrolysis activity. The coding region runs from base 348 to 2489 and encodes 713 amino acids. The record is from RefSeq and is a predicted model, not a curated record.